Ceratitis capitata (Mediterranean fruit fly) is the source of this 1347-nucleotide messenger RNA. Its product is annotated as probable phosphoserine aminotransferase. The coding region runs from base 140 to 1234 and encodes 364 amino acids. The record is from RefSeq and is a predicted model, not a curated record. Gene Ontology annotation, cellular component: cytoplasm. Gene Ontology annotation, biological process: L-serine biosynthetic process. Lineage: Eukaryota; Metazoa; Arthropoda; Insecta; Diptera; Tephritidae. The transcript is spliced from 4 exons. Gene Ontology annotation, molecular function: O-phospho-L-serine:2-oxoglutarate transaminase activity; pyridoxal phosphate binding.
GUACAUUAUGUAUAUAUUCUCAAGUCGUAGCCGCUUCAGCGUGGUUUAUUUCGUUUUACUUCUCUCCGCCAGGCUUUCGUGCGCACAAAGUGAAUAGCAAAAUAUUUUUUAAUCCCUUUCUAAGUAUAAAUAGUUCAAAAUGGUCAUUAAUUUUGCCGCUGGUCCAGCUAAAUUACCGGAAGAGGUGCUGAAAGAAGCACAAACAAAUUUGCUCAAUUGCAAUGGGACUGGGAUCUCAGUGAUGGAAAUGUCUCAUCGCUCCUCGAACUAUGCAGCGAUUCAAGAAACAGCUAUAAAUGAUCUACGCGAACUAUUAAGCAUACCAUCAAACUAUAAAAUACUACUUAUGCAAGGCGGCGGCACUGGUCAAUUCGCUGCUGUCUGUUUCAAUCUCUUGGGACGCACAGGUGUAGCAGAUUAUGUGGUAACCGGCUCUUGGUCCGCCAAAGCAGCAAAGGAGGCCGAGCAAUAUGGCAAGGUGAACUUGGUAGUACCGAAGGUAGCAAAAUACACUGCUGUGCCCACGCAAGAUACCUGGAAACUCGACCCAAAUGCUUCAUACAUUUACUACUGUGACAAUGAGACGGUCGAUGGUGUUGAAUUCGACUUUGUGCCAGACAUAACAAAUGGUGUGCCAAUAGUUUGUGAUAUGUCCUCCAAUUUCCUUUCACGUCCCUUUGAUGUCACUAAGUUUGGUUUGAUUUUCGCGGGUGCACAGAAGAAUAUCGGUCCAGCAGGCGUAACAGUGGUGAUCGUACGUGACGAUCUCAUUGGCCACCACAUGAAGCAAACUCCAUCGAUAUUGAACUUUUCACAAAUGGAUAAGAAUGCUUCGCUACUCAAUACACCACCGACGUUUUGCAUUUACUUAAUGGGUUUGGUAUUCAAGUGGAUUAAGCGUAAUGGCGGUGUUGUUGGUAUGGCUAAAACGGCUGCAACCAAAUCAAAACUUAUCUACGAUGUCAUUGAGGAGUCGAAUGGCUUCUACUCUUGUCCGGUGGAGAAACGCGUGCGCUCACGCAUGAAUGUGCCAUUCCGUAUUGGUAGCAGCGCGGGUGUUGAUGCUUUGGAGAAAGAGUUUCUGGCAAAGGCUGAAAGCCAAGGGAUGAUCCAAUUGAAGGGACAUCGUUCGGUUGGCGGCAUCAGAGCAUCGUUGUAUAAUGCUAUUACUGUUGGCGAAACGGAACAGUUGGCAAAACUAUUGCGGGAGUUCGCUCAAAGUCAUAAAGCUUAGAAUUAAUGGAAGACUGAAUUAUAGUAGCAACAACAAGUUUAUGUGAUUAAACUUUUUUGUGAAAUGGAAUAUUUUUAUAAAUAAGUAACUCAUUAUAUUUUGCAUCCUUUGAA